GAGAGGAAAAAAGGAGAAAGGGAAAAGCGACCCAAAAGUAAAGCAACUUAAAUUCGGUCGCGGAAACGCCAAAACGGGUCGUUCGAGAGUCACAUGCAUAUUUUUAAAAAAGCUAACAGAACGGAAAGCCUCAUUUCAGUCGUUUUUUCUCCCUGUCGUCGCUGUGGGAGCCUAUGAGAAGACGCGCAUUGCGUGAUGUUUAUAUCGCCUCUCGUGCUAGGCGGCUAUGCUAACGCGGCUAGCUGAGCCCUCCGCCGGGAGCCACUAUGAAGGCUGAUCCUGCUAGCUAGCUAACGUUAGCAAAGGCGGUGUUUAGCUAGCUCGCUGUUCCCAACGUUCAUUGAGCACAUUGAAAUUCUUCGGGCGCCACGCUAGCAGGAGGAAAAGAACUGGAGGAAGGAGCUAUAAACAUCUGACUCGACCUGACAUCACCGUUUACAAUUGAAGGUAAUAGCAGUACAGAUUUUUGCAUGAAAAGCUGUUGGUAACUUAAUGAAAGGGCACUUUGGAUAGGACCUUUCAACCACCAUAAUAGACGCAUACCUUUUCCCUCAUUUAAGGAGGGACUCUCAGAAUGAAGAAGAUAAGCCUUAAAACGAUCAGAAAGUCAUUCAAUAUAAAUAAGGGUAAGGAGGAAGGUGAAUUUGUGGUUGUCCAGCCAGCAUUGGGAGCUGAUUUUUCAAAAGAAGAUUCUGUUUUUGCUAGCUGUGACCUUAAUGCUGAAGAGGAAAAAGGGCACAAGAACCGGUCCAAGAGUGAGAGCCUCAUGGGCACUUUGAAACGGAGACUGUCAGCAAAACAGAAAUCGAAAGUCAAAGGAAGCUCACCCUCACUUGGAUCAGUGGAUGAUGAUACAUUUUCUUCCAGUUCUGCUCCUAUAAGCUUUAAUGAAGUGAAAGCCCAGCGUCCCCUAAGAUCAACAUCCCUCUGUAGCCACCAUUACAGUCCUGCUCCGUGGCCUCUGCGGCCCGCUAACUCUGAGGAAACAUGCAUCAAAAUGGAAAUGAAAGUGAAAGCCCUAGUUCAUUCGCCUAGUCCCAGCCCAGCCCUUAAUGGUGUUCGAAAGGAGUUCCAUGACCUUCAGAUGGAUGGGCUUUUUCAAACCACAAGUAAUUCUCUGAAAAACCCUGAGCCCCAGAGCGAUGACUUGCAUCUAAGCAUUGAAGAUGUGCCUGUAGUCAUUGGACUUGCGCCUCAGGACUAUAUCCAGUACACAAUGCCUUUAGAUGAGGGAAUGUAUCCGGUUGAUGGAUCGCACUCGUACUGCUUGGAUAGCUCCUCACCCAUGGAAGUGGUACCACAGGUCGAAAGGGGCUCUCCCCAGGUGGAGGAGAGGCAGAUUGACAGUGAUCUAGUUAUGUCGCCGGACAUCUUCAUGGAACCCUCUCUGAAUGGGCUCCUGAUUGGCACCACAGGCGUAGUGCUUCAGAGUUCCAGAGUAGGUGCCCCGCCUCUUUCACCGCUGCUACCUCCACUUCCUGGCACUCAAAUUCAGAGGAACUUCAGGAGAUUGAGUAGUGCUGAUGCUCAUGUUGCGGAGAGGGUCAGGCACCAUCUAAAUUUUGACCCUAACUCUGCUCCGGGAGUUGGCAGGGUGUACGAUUCUGUUCAGAACAGUGGACCUAUGGUUGUAACAAGUCUCACAGAAGAGCUCAAGAAAUUGGCUAAGCAAGGUUGGUACUGGGGUCCUAUAACACGCUGGGAAGCUGAGGAAAAACUGGUCAACUUACCAGAUGGUUCUUUCCUGGUGCGUGACAGCUCUGACGAUCGAUACCUUUUGAGUCUGAGCUUUCGGUCCCAAGGUAAGACGCUCCAUACAAGGAUCGAACACUCGAAUGGCAGGUUUAGUUUCUAUGAACAACCAGAUGUUGAAGGUCAUAUCUCUAUAGUUGACCUCAUUGAGCAUUCUAUAAAAGAUUCUGAGAACGGAGCGUUUUGCUACUCUAGGUCUCGCUUGCCAGGGUCAGCAACAUAUCCUGUCAGACUGACAAACCCUGUUUCACGAUUUAUGCAAGUGCGGUCACUACAGUACCUGUGCCGGUUUGUUAUUCGCCAGUACACACGAAUAGAUCUUAUUCAGAAACUGCCUUUGCCAAACAGAAUGAAAGAUUACUUGCAGGAAAAGCACUACUGAAAUGCUUACAUGGGACAUACUUGCAACUUGCACUUUUGGGUUCAGUAAUAAAAUUAAACAUGGUUUACAAACAUUUCAUGGGUUUAAAAAAAUGUUUGGUGCCAUUAAAACUUUGUGUCAAGACGACUGUUGUGUGCCGUACAGACAGCAGCGUGUAGUCCUUUUAGCUUGAACAGUUUAAUUUGUUGUUGCUCAGAUUUUUUUUUAUUAAUCAGAUGGAAAGAAUACUGCCUAUAUUGUUUAAAGAACUGAUGAGGAAAUAAGACCAGUUGAAAUGAAAAGCCAUAAUCAGUUAGUUGUGCUUAUAUUUUUUGUAUUUUGCAAUCAAAUUAGAUAAAUGACACAUUUCAGUUCCCAACCUUGCCCAGAUAAUUCACAAAUUCUGAAAUCAAUUCUUACCUAUAUGUGUGGUUCAUAAUUCAAGGUGGAGUUUCUGGUAUUGAGAACAUCAUUUCAAACAUAAAUAUUCAACCAGGUUUUGUAAUGUAAGGGUCCCUGGUAUAGGAAUGCAUUUCUACACUUCCAUGUUCAAGUUAAACAUUAGACUCUCCAUUAUGUUUGAAUUUGUUUCUGUAGAAAUUGCAAAAUUGAGAAAUAAGCGAAACCAAAACCUUUUUCAUUUGAAGAGCAGGUGCUAUAUGCAGAACUGAUUUAAAUUAUUUAGUUAUCUGGGUAUAUUAAACACACUUGAAAUAGUUCCUUGAAUUAACAUCAUCUUUGUUAUCAAACAUGGGUAGAAGCACCUGUUUGUGUUCUUUAAGUUGAACACAUCCUUGUAGAUUUCUUCUUUGAGUAGCAUAUUGUAAUGAAUUUGGUGACUAUUAAAUUGAAUUUAAUGCAAGCAGGAGUUAAGUUCAUUUACAGGUUUUGAUGAGUUUUACAUGCUUUGAAAGGAGGGUGUUGGCUUAUUUUAUCACAAGCCCUGAAAGUAAAAGUUUGUAGAUGGAGGUGUUAAGCUCCUAGGUAUACCCAGGGGGAUUUUGGAGUAAACUUGCAGGGCCACAAAGUAAACUGAUGGCAGUUGGAACCUUUUUCACAAAAUUCAAUCAUUGUUUUGACAUUAGUUAAUAUUUGUUUGGUUGGGGGGGGGAAUUCUCCCUUUUGUAAUUUAGGGUCCUUAGAAUUCAGGUAUAAAAAAUUGUGAUUUUACUUGGCUACAGAUAUUUAACACCACUUAAUUAUGAUUUACAAAUUUGUUGGGAACGAAAGAUUAAGAAAAUGUAAGCAUUCUAACAUUUACUCUGAAUUUGUAAAUUGAAAUGUUUCUGCCAUCCCCUUUUUCCUAGUCCCAAAAUCACAACUGUAUGGUGAAAUUUUUUUGUUUUUGCAAUGCUGUUUUGGCACUGAAUUUUUUUAUUUUUUGUAUGUUCUGCUCCUAGCACUGAGUGAGCAGAUUUUUACUCACAAGCUCUAGUUGUCUAACACUCAAUUUCAUAUAUCAUUGAGCUAUAAUUGUAUUUGUGUCUUAUACAUCGGCACAUGCACUAUGGUGUAUUGUGUGUUUAUUUUUUUUUUUUUCUUUUGCUGUGCACUAAUCACAUGCAGUUAAAAUGUUCCCAUUUUAGUAUUUUUUUUAAUAAAUUGCACAAUUACCAUGUCAGUAUAAGCCACAAAAGAAGGGACUUGUCGCAUAGUACUUUACUGAAGAAAUGGCUAGGCCUUGUUCUGAAGCACACAAGCCCAGUUUGAAAUUCCAUUUAAGUAUAUAAUUCAAUUUUAAAAACAAUUUGUAACCCACAGCACACACUUGGAGAGGUCAAAGAGCUAAUUCAUCUUGUUUCAGUCUUAUGAGCAAUCAUAAAACAUCUGCGCAACAACAAAUAAUUGAACUGGGAUGUAACAUGGGUGAAAUUUUCACAAAGGGAAUGAAAUUUUCAGGCUACAUGUUUGUGUAUGAGAAAGUCUUUUAAAAAA
This is a messenger RNA of Scleropages formosus (Asian bonytongue), 4048 nucleotides long. It is a transcript of the gene socs6a, whose product is annotated as suppressor of cytokine signaling 6a. Gene Ontology annotation, cellular component: phosphatidylinositol 3-kinase complex. Bases 575 to 2134 code for a protein of 519 amino acids. Gene Ontology annotation, biological process: intracellular signal transduction; phosphatidylinositol phosphate biosynthetic process; regulation of growth. Lineage: Eukaryota; Metazoa; Chordata; Actinopteri; Osteoglossiformes; Osteoglossidae. The record is from RefSeq and is a predicted model, not a curated record. Gene Ontology annotation, molecular function: 1-phosphatidylinositol-3-kinase regulator activity. The transcript has 3 exons.